Messenger RNA from Vanrija pseudolonga, 2208 nucleotides. RefSeq names its product Dihydroxyacetone synthase (gene DAS1). Bases 6 to 2174 code for a protein of 722 amino acids. Lineage: Eukaryota; Fungi; Basidiomycota; Tremellomycetes; Trichosporonales; Trichosporonaceae. Gene Ontology annotation, cellular component: cytosol; nucleus. Gene Ontology annotation, biological process: pentose-phosphate shunt. The record is from RefSeq and is a predicted model, not a curated record. The transcript is spliced from 3 exons. Gene Ontology annotation, molecular function: transketolase activity.
CCACAAUGUCUCCCAUCGCCACGACGACGACGACCCAGACCGCCACCCCCAAGGACAAGCCCACCAAGGCCGGCUGCACCCCCGACGAACGGGAGGAGACAGUGCUCAACACAAUGCGCCUCCUCGCCGCCGAUUUGUGCCAGCAGCACAACAGCGGGCAUCCGGGUACAGCGAUGGGCGCAGCUUCCAUUGCUGUGGCCCUCUACCGGCACCAGAUGCGAUACAACCCGGCCAACACGGAAUGGUUUGCGCGUGACCGCUUUGUCCUGUCUGCGGGCCAUGCCUCACUGCUUCAGUACAUCAUCCUCCACCUCACCGGGCAUGCCUUUUGGACCCUUGACGUGCUCAAGAACUACCACGGUCCGGUGCUUCACGGCCCCGCGGCCGGCCAUCCCGAGAUCGAGUUUCCGGGCAUCGAGGUGACGACCGGACCUUUGGGACAGGGUAUUGCGAAUGCAGUUGGGCUCGCCAUGGCGGGCAAGCAGCUCGGAUCCCUGUAUAAUCGUGAGGGCUUCCCCAUCAUUGAUGGCAAAGUGUGGUGCUUUACCGGUGAUGGGUGUAUCCAGGAGGGCGUGGGGAUGGAGGCCAUAUCUCUCGCAGGCCACUGGGGUCUCGACAACCUCAUCAUGAUCUACGACCAGAACAACGUCACCGUUGAUGGCACCAUUGACGCGUGCCUCACCGACGACACACCGGCCAAGCUUGCGGCGCAGGGCUGGCACGUCAUCUCGGUGGGCGAGGUGACCAACGACGUCGGGCGCGUCGUCGCGGCUCUGGAGAAGGCGCGUGGCGUGCAGGGCAAGCCGGUACUCGUUCAUGUGCAGACCAGCAUCGGGGCUGGGUCGUCCAAGGCCAAUACGCACCUCGUGCACGGGUCCCCUCUAGGGGUGGACAAUCUGGCGGAGACGAAGCGCGCGUUGGGGUUUGACUCGGCCGACAAGUUCGUCGUCCCAGCUCAGGUGUAUGAGUACUUUAGUGAUGUCGGGCCGCGGGGUGCGGCGGCCGAGUCGAAGUGGAACGACCUGUUCGAGAGGUACCGCCAAUCCUACCCCGUCGAGUACGCCGAACUGUCGCGUCGUCUCGCCGGGGAGCUACGAGAGGGGUGGGAGGCCGACCUACCUCUCAAGACCGAGCUGCCAAGCGACAUUGCGACCCGCACCGCAUCCAGUCUGGUAAUCCAGGCCUUGGCGCCGAAAGACGCGUCCUGGCUCACCGGCCCGGGAGAUCUCGCAUCGUCCUGCCUGGUCAACUAUCCCGGCCAGGUCGAGUUCCAGAACCCGAUCACCAACCUCGGCGACUACACCGGCCGCGCGGUGCGCUGGGGUGUGCGCGAGCAUGCCAUGGCAGCAAUCGCGAACGGCAUUGUCGCGUACCACCCCGGCGCAUUCCUGCCUGUCAUCUCGACGUUCCUCAUGUUCUUCCUCUACUCGUCGCCCGCGAAUCGCAUGGCUGCCCUCCAACGGCUUCGGGUCGUUGGACUCGCGACGCACGACUCGAUCGGUGUUGGACCAUUGGGGCCGACCCACCAGCCUGUCGCUGUUGCCGCCCUGUUCCGGGCCAUCCCGGGCAUGACGUUCCUCCGUCCUGCCGACGCAGAAGAGGUCAUGGGUGCAUACCUCGUUGCUUGUGGCACCUCGCACGCCCAGCGCCCGUCAAUCAUCUCACUGUCGCGGAACAACUUGCCCCUCCUCCAGGGAACAGACAGGAACAAGGUCAAGCUCGGCGCCUAUGUCGUCCACGGCGGGGAUGGCGCUGUGGUGACCCUGGUCUCCACGGGUUCCGAGGUUUCCCUCGCGAUCCAAGUUGCCGACAGGCUCACUGGGGAGGGCAUCUCCACGCGUGUCGUGUCCAUGCCCUCUCAGGUGCAUUUCGAUGCCCAGCCCGAGGCGUACCGCCGGGCCACCCUCCCUACACGCGACACCCUCGUCGUCAGUAUCGAGGCGUAUGUGUCGACGGGGUGGGCAAAGUACGCUCAUGCGGGGGCGCAUUUGGUGGGAUUCGCGCAUGCCGCGCCGGCCGACUUGCUGUACGAGUAUUACGGCUUGGGCGUGGACAACCUCACCAGGAAGAUCGGCGACUUGUACCGGCAGGCUAAGGGUAGCUUGCCCGCCGCUGGCGAGUAUGUUGAGCUUCUGGACGGGCACGUGCCGAACCAGUACGCAUUGGCAGUGUAGGGUGUGUUUGGGUCUGUACUCCUGGAUGUAUGUG